Molecule: messenger RNA, 2207 nt
Organism: Coccinella septempunctata (seven-spotted ladybird)
Lineage: Eukaryota; Metazoa; Arthropoda; Insecta; Coleoptera; Coccinellidae
Gene: Arl8
Product: ADP-ribosylation factor-like protein 8B
Exons: 4
Coding region: 107-667 (186 amino acids)
Biological process (GO): anterograde axonal transport; protein transport
Cellular component (GO): lysosomal membrane
Molecular function (GO): GTP binding; GTPase activity
Source: RefSeq, a predicted model, not a curated record
CAAAUGUCAUUCCUUAAGUCAAUCGGGCUGGGUUGUUGAUUAUUGUAUAAAUUUUCCACUAAAUAUCCAGUUUGCAUUUUCCCAACUUUUUUAAAGACAAACCAAAAUGUUAGCCCUUAUGAAUAGAUUAUUGGAUUGGUUCAGAAGUCUCUUCUGGAAGGAGGAAAUGGAAUUAACUCUUGUCGGCUUACAAUAUUCAGGAAAAACCACCUUUGUGAAUGUUAUUGCUUCCGGUCAAUUCAGUGAAGAUAUGAUUCCUACUGUGGGUUUCAAUAUGAGGAAAAUCACUAAAGGAAAUGUGACAAUCAAAGUUUGGGAUAUUGGUGGUCAACCUCGAUUCAGAUCAAUGUGGGAAAGAUACUGCAGAGGAGUCAAUGCUAUCGUGUACAUGGUCGAUGCAGCUGAUCCUGAUAAGAUUGAAGCAUCAAGAAAUGAACUUCAUAGUUUAUUGGAUAAGCCCCAAUUAGCUGGAAUUCCUGUGUUAGUCUUAGGUAAUAAAAGGGACAAACCAAAUGCUUUAGAUGAGAAUGGCCUUAUUGAAAGAAUGAAUUUGUCUGCCAUACAAGAUCGUGAAAUUUGCUGCUACUCUAUCUCUUGUAAGGAAAAGGAUAACAUAGAUAUCACUCUUCAAUGGCUCAUCGCACAUUCCAAAUCUGGUAUGCACUAGGAUGAGUGAAGAACAAUUUGAAAAUCAAUAUGUAUCUUAGUAAUCAUGUUUUAUCUUGCUAUUUUUUCAAAAGGUUCAAACUUUUCUUCCAUUAUGAACUGAUAAGAUAUUUUAAAUUGUUCUUCAUUUGAUAGGAUUGUAGGGUAUGAAGGAAAGUUAUUAACCUUAACUCUUAUUUACCAGAUUGACUGAUAAAAAUUAACAACCAAACCCUAAUGUCUGGGUUAAUGAUGAUUAAUUCUAAUUUAAGGACUUAAAAUCUUGAAUAUGUUGAAUGUGAGAAUUUGGUGACUCAUUGCAGUAUAGUAAUUCAUUUAUUGAUUAUGUCAACUUAUGCCCAGUAUUUGAUUUCCUUAGCUAUCAGGUUUGCAGAUGUGAGAUUUUUAUUUUCACAAUUAAUCAAAUUUCAACCAUUUACUGAAAAUUUUUAUUUUAUAUGCUGCUACUUAAUUUGAGCAUAUAUUAUAGGGCUGUUCACCAAAUCUUUCCAUCAAUCAUUUUGAGUAUGUUGAAAAAAUGUGAUUACUUUGAUAUUAUCUGCUAAAUUUCUAUUUUAUAUUUCAAAGUGAGAGUGGACCAUUUACUUAUCAGUUUUCAAGUGUGAGCAAUAGUACUUGGAGUGAUACUUUUAUUUGGUUAUUUUUUUAGCUUUACAAAGAAGACACAGCAACAGCAUUUUAGAUUUUGUUUCAAAAAUUGUUGUGCCCUUGAGAGAGUGGUGAAAUUUCAGAUUUCAUUCGGCUGAUUAUAAAAUACACAUAAUAACAACCCCAAAAGCUUUUUUAUACUUUACAUUUAGGUCUUGCCAUUCUAUCUAAUAGAAAUUUCAAUUUGAGUGAUGGUAGUAAGUGCGAAUCAUUCAAAUUGUCCUGAAACAGAAUACUCAUUUUGGAAUUAGAGAGGAUCCAGACAUAAAGUUGUACCUAUGGCCAUAUUUUCCAGCUGGCCAAAUUCAACAACAAGGUAUUCAAUGCAUGUCAACCCAUGACUGAAAAUUGUGAUCUUUACGAUUAACAUAAAUUCGAAACAGUUUUGAAAUAAAAAUAGAAAUCAAUUAAAUCUUCAUAGAUGUAAUCACCUGCUAAAAUAUAAUUGAUAGUUAUUGGAUAAGUUGUAUAUUGUAGAUUAAGGUCAAGAGAUUACAAAUUGGAUACUAUUUAUUUGUGUUACUGAUUUUGUUAUUAUUUGAUAGUCUUUAUCUUCGGGCGUGUGGCCAAAAAAAUUAUAUCACACAACUAUCACUUUUAUGAUUUGGUUUGCAGGAUAUGCUUUUGUGACUUUCAAACAGCAUUUCUUGAUAAAUAUCAAUUUAAUUCCGACUUCUUUCUAGAAAACCCAACAUAAGCAUGUUCACUGUAACUUAUAAUGGUGCAAAUAGAUCUGAACUGCUGUGGAUAAAAUUAUUUUAAUUGAAAAGCACUUUUUCUUCAAAAUCAACAGAUUUGUGAUGGUCUAAAUUAUGUAAUAACUAUUGAACAAUUUCAAUAUACUUUGUAAGGUUAAUUUUUAGAUCUGAAAAAAUAAAGAGAUAAGAAUAUUA